AUGGCGACCUCGAAAUUUCAAGCUCUGUGGAAUCACCCUGCUGGCCCUAAAACAACGCUCGCAACAUUCAAGUGGGGCAUUAGCAUAGCCAAUAUUGCUGACUCCACUAAACCACCUGAGAAAGUUUCGUAUCCCCAACAGAUAGCUGUUACAGCCACUGGAGUCAUCUGGUCACGCUACAGCACUGUGAUUACUCCUAAAAACUGGAACCUUUUUAGUGUGAAUGUUGCAAUGGCUGCUACUGGCAUCUACCAACUUACACGAAAAAUUCGUCACGACUACUUUAGUGAAGAACAAGCUGCAAUGGCUAAAGAAUGAUGACGAAACUCCUCUUUUGAUGACCCCGAGUAGGCUACUGUGAAAUUCACCUCGUGGACAUAUUACUUGUGCAUGCCCUUGAACGUCAUCUUCUUUUUCUCCCUUUCAUUUCCAUUCCCAAUAUCAACAUUUGUAACUGCUUAUCUUGAAUAAGAGAAUGUCAUCAUGAUAUUUUAUGAGUGAAAAUAUGAGUCUUCUAACUUAAAUGUCAAGACCAAUUGAAUAUUA
Molecule: messenger RNA, 546 nt
Organism: Olea europaea var. sylvestris
Lineage: Eukaryota; Viridiplantae; Streptophyta; Magnoliopsida; Lamiales; Oleaceae
Product: mitochondrial pyruvate carrier 4-like
Exons: 5
Coding region: 1-318 (105 amino acids)
Biological process (GO): pyruvate import into mitochondria
Cellular component (GO): mitochondrial inner membrane
Source: RefSeq, a predicted model, not a curated record